Messenger RNA from Filobasidium floriforme, 1711 nucleotides. RefSeq lists its product as uncharacterized. The transcript is spliced from 9 exons. Gene Ontology annotation, biological process: regulation of mRNA splicing, via spliceosome; mRNA processing. NCBI's taxonomy places the organism in Eukaryota, Fungi, Basidiomycota, Tremellomycetes, Filobasidiales, Filobasidiaceae. Gene Ontology annotation, molecular function: RNA binding. Bases 75 to 1526 code for a protein of 483 amino acids. The record is from RefSeq and is a predicted model, not a curated record. Gene Ontology annotation, cellular component: spliceosomal complex.
CUCUUUUGACCAACCACGCAUAACAGCGGUGAUUCGAGUAGAGCUACUAUCAGAUCUAACAACUCGUCGUCAAGAUGAACAACUCGGGCUUGCGUGGCACCACCGCCGCUCAGGAUACCCGUUUCAAGGAUAAAGAAUCCAAAGCUUUGAAGGGGACCAAGUUUCCACCCGAAUUCGAGAAGAAGGUGGAUGUCAGGAAAGUCAACUUGGCCAUCAUGAGGCCCUGGAUCACACAAACCGUCACGGAACUCUCGGGCGUGGAAGACGAUAUCGUCAUCGAGUAUACCAUGGAGAUGUUGGAGAACCCCGAGAACCCUUUGCCGGAUCCGAAGAAGAUGCAGAUCUCCUUGGUAGGCUUUCUCGGCGAUAACGCUCCAGAGUUGAUGAUCAGACUAUGGAAGCUUCUACUCUCCGCUCAAGAAUCCCCUGGAGGUGUACCCGCCGAGUUUAUCGAAGCGAAAAAGGCAGAAUUGUUGGCUCAGAGAGAAGCGGAGCGGGUCAUGCAGGAAAAGAUGAUGGGUCGAGGUCCUUCAGUGGGAGCUUCUGGAGGUGGACAACACGGCACCCGGAUUCACGCUGGAUUCUCGGGAGAUCGAUUACCGGAUCGACCGCCAGGAAGUGGGGGCAGAUACGGGGAUCGGGGUCCCGUGCCGAGGGACAGGGAUGGCAGGGCUUUCCCCAGAGGACAGGGAGCCGAGGGGUAUGGUGGACGGGGAGGCAGGGAUCGAUAUGAUUACGGAGGUGGUGGUGGGGGUGGGGGUGGAAGUCGAGGCGACUACGGCGCUGGAAGGGGACGAAAUAGAUCCCCACCCCCUCGCAGGUAUUUCGAGGAUCGUGAACGGGACAAUGGGUACGGGGCGAGGUCGAACAGGGAUCGAAUGGAUCGAGGUUCAGAGAGGGAUACCAAGGCGAUGGGAAUGAGGAGGGAUAUGCCUCCUGCCCGACGGGGGCGGCAGGCGGAUUCUAGGUCACGUUCCAGGUCUAGGUCGAGAUCGAGAUCAAGGUCCAGAUCGCGCUCGCGGUCGAGGUCAAGGACUCCGCCUAGACGAAGAGCACAAGACCAACCCGUCCGACGUCGGCCCAGAUCGCCUUCCCGAAGCUUAUCCCGCACGCCACCUAGACAAGUCCGACCUCGCCGCCGGUCCCCUUCUCGAAGCCCGCCUCCAACUGCCGCUCGCCGACAAGAACGAGGUCGUGGCCGUUCGCCCUCGAGGUCCAGGUCUAGAUCGAGGCCUAGAUCCCGCUCGCCGGUUGCACCGGGUCGCAGGGCACCGUUGCCUCAGGGAAGGGAUAUGGCUCCGGACGUCGAUGCGCCGACGAGGGGUAAGAGGCGACGGUCGCCGAGCGUUGUCAGAUCGGACAGGUCUCGAUCGAGGUCAAGGUCUAGGUCUAGGUCUAGGUCCAGAACGCCGGUCAGGAGAAGGAGGGAGGAUAAGGUUAGGAGCACUACUCCGCCUAGACGAGCAAGGAGCCCGGUUGAACGAUCGAGGUCCAGAUCGAGGACGCCUAUCAGAACUUCGCCAUAGAGUGUUACGCUUAGUGCACAUUCUUCGGGCCUGUCCGCGCGCACUUACUCGAUCUAGAGCUUCGAGCGAGACUCGCCGGUAACAAUAUCGAUAGCUGAGAUGUGCAGAGUCGUUUAGAAACGCUCGAAAUUACGGCCACGGGCAUGCAUGUAGCUCAAUCUUAUGCCAUAUAUGACCCUUUCGAA